Messenger RNA from Adineta ricciae, 1203 nucleotides. NCBI's taxonomy places the organism in Eukaryota, Metazoa, Rotifera, Eurotatoria, Adinetida, Adinetidae. The record is from the annotation of a GenBank genome assembly.
AUGAAUACAGUAUUUACUCUACUGAUCGCGGUGAUACUACUCAAUAGUCGAAGUUACUCAUUUCCUGCCGAUUCGACUGAUAACUACGAUCUUCGAGUAGGAGAGCAGGCGACAGUGCCUGAAACAACAGCAGAAGCAACAACAGCAGCAGAAGCAACAACAACAACAGCAACAACAACAACGACUAUUACUACUACUACUACUACAACCACAACAACAACACCGGCUCCUGAAGUGGAUCGUGAGUGGGAAGAUCUUGUUUUAGCUGGACCAACAGUGGUCAAUUACCUUAGUUUAUUUAUGGUACUCGUAUCUCGUAAAGAUCAAAUUUUGACUGCUCCAGCUGAAUACACAGUCAAGUAUCUUUCUGACAUUCAAUCUUUGCGAAAUAUACUGAUUAGAAUAUCAGCCGAAAUGCGCAAAGCUUUCGAACUCGCUAGUGAUGAUCUUAUUCGUACUCAGAUUAGUAUGGAGCAAAUCCCUGAUCAUAUUAAAGCGGGUUUAGUUUUAAUUCAAAGUGCUCCGAACGAUCUCCUCAAGAAACUCUUGCCCUACACAUUACGUAAUGUUGAUCGUGCUGCCAAUGAAGGUUCGUCUAUCACAAAACCGACACUUCAACGUUUUGUUACGCUUGGUUUAUGGCUCGAUGAACUUGUCACCUUGUUGAGUUCGACAACAGCUGCCGCUGCAGUUGCCGAGAAGGACCAUGCAGAGGAAGCAGCUGCUUACGCCAGUGAUAUCAAAAAGCAAUGGAAUCUUUUGAUUAGACUUUUUCAAAAAUUCUCCGACCGAGCCGAUCUUACCCAGACAAGUGUGAGCCAAAAUUUCAUCGAUUUAAUUGAUAAAGCACAAAAAGCAAACGACUUAAGUACUGAAGGUCAACGCAAAACUCAACUUGAUAAACUAAUUCCCGCUGCUAUUGCGAUCGAUCAAUCCUCAUUUUUAUUAGACAUGAUGUCACGUACUUACAAUGAGAUUUCCAAAGAUCACAUGGCAACACAAAUAACAACGAGUAACAACUAUUUGAAUGCUGAUAAUGAAUCAACUCGUGCAAGAAAUCAACGACAAUUAUGGCAAAAUACACUCGAGCAAUCGAUAAAAGUCGCACGACUCGCACAAGAGCGUCAAAAUAAAUUUGCAGAAACAAGUUCUGAUCGACAAACAAUGUAUUCUGCUUAUGCACAAGGUGUUCAAGCUACUUAA